UACAGUCGAGGUGACAUGUAAACAUGAGAAAAAUCUCCGAAAUAUACGGAAGUCACAUGUUUGAGUAAUUAUUUUUAUUUUCGCGGGUUUUCGUGAGUUUUUUUGCUAUUGUAGCCUUGAAACAUCAGCGUGCCGCGGGUUUUUGUUUUUAGUUUUUUCGGUACUGCGGGAUUUUAACUUGAGUGUCUGUGUUUCGGUCUUAGCACUCACCGUUUUUUAAUUCAUUUAUUUAUUUAGGUUCCGGUUUUUUUUUGUGUUCUUUGAUGGAAUUUACGGCCAGACUACCGGAACGAAUCGUCUGUAUCGGCAAAUAAUGUGAUCUUCCGUCCCUUCAGUACCGACCACCAGGAUGUUAAGCGUGCCGGCGCCCACCGCCACGGCGCCCCCUUUGGGGGAUCCGGUAGCAGCCCAUACGGCGAUUCCACCUCAAGCCGCUUUUGCGCCCCCCGACACCGAUCAAGCACAAUUCGAAGCUGACAAAAGGGCUGUUUAUAAGCAUCCGCUCUUUCCUCUUUUGGCACUUCUCUUUGAACGCUGUGAACUGGCCACUCAAUCUUCCGAACCCCAAUCCAGUGAUGCUUUUAACAUGGACAUUCAAGCGUUCGUGCAACACCAGGAACGAGAUCGGAAACCGUUUCUGGCUAACGAGCCCGAAAUUGAUGGACUGAUGAUUAAGGCCAUUCAGGUACUCAGGAUACACCUAUUAGAAUUGGAAAAGGUCCAGGAACUUUGUAAGGAUUUUUGCAAUAGAUAUAUUACCUGUUUGAAAGGGAAAAUGCAAUCUGAAAAUUUGCUUAGGUCUGACUAUCCUCAGGAUAUUUUAGGAAAUAGCAUAAUGAACAACAGCAUAGAGUCCAACAAUAACAGCAUGAUGUCGCACGGAAAUUCAGAAAGCGGCUCAGCCUCCAAUAGUCCAGUACAAUAUUCCAUUAGUCCACAUGCAAUGGUUCCUCAACAACCCCCACCCCUAGACCGACCGCCGGGUACUCCAGGGAUAGAGCAGCCUCCUUACUCUCUUCCUCACUAUGGCGGACCCACUCCUCCUCUUCAGCAGACGACGGGGCUGCCAGCGCAACCAUCACCUGUGCCUCCCGUGGCAGAAAGUUUGGUCGUGCAUGGAUCUACCCCUCUUUCUCAAAUUGGUGCUCACCUAUGUCAACCAGUGCCAGCCCCACCUUCCGACUGUUCGGGGCCCCUCUCCCCUGCCCCUACCACCCCUGGGGGCAGCAACGACGACUGCGACAGCGAUUUUUCGAGGGGCGGAAAAAAGCAAAAAAGAGGAGUUUUACCAAAGCAUGCCACCAGCGUGAUGAGAUCGUGGUUAUUUCAACACUUAGUGCAUCCCUAUCCGACCGAGGACGAGAAACGUCACAUCGCUGCCCAAACAAACCUGACGCUGUUACAAGUGAAUAAUUGGUUUAUUAAUGCGCGUAGGCGAAUUUUACAGCCCAUGUUGGAUGCCAGCACGCCUCCAGGUCAGGAGGGAGGACAAGCGCACUCACCCGGAGGAGGAGGAACAAAGAAAAAGAAGAGUCAGAACAAUAACAGGCGGUUCUGGCCACAGGAGUUUGGAAGUAUGCAGGCCAAUCUUGACAGUAGCAUCUUGUCAAGUUCAGACGACGAGGGCGACUCGUACAGCAGCGAUGAGGAGGGCGGCGGCCUAGUAAUCGACGCCCCUCCGCCACCCAAUGAAGUUACCCAAAACGGCCACCAGGUGGCGGAGAAUUUGACAGCUGUCUACAAUAACGGUGACCUCGAUACCACACGACCGUAAAACUAAUAAUAACCGAUUGUUCGAAAGUGGGAGAAGUGCAAAAGCCAAUAGAAAAUACAUGUUCCUUAAGUGGUAAGAUGACGCUUUUUAUAGCAAAAAAGGACAAAAUUUAAGUUAAAAAAUUGACUAGAUUUGUUAUGUAUAAGGCUGAUUUUUAUGUCAUACCAGGACGAUUCCAAUCAUGUCAUUAGUUUUUUUUUAAUAUGAAUAAUAAUCGUUAUUAUUUACAUAUUUGUUCAUAACAUUAUUGUUCUUAAAUAACAAUCGUUGAAACGGCCAAUCAGAAGCUUAAUAUAAGAUGAACAGAGAUAAAUUAGCAGAGCUUUGUCAAAAACAAUACCACUUUAAUGUUAAGUGAUUCCAGUAUAAAAUAAUUUCUUCAGAAUAUUACUCAAUGAAAUAUAAAAACUCUCUGCGUAGGCUGACAUUUUCAGGUGGCAAGGAAAGGUUAGACCAUAUUAUAAAUUCGUGAAGGACGAAAUAGUGUCAGAAAACUCAUAAUAUUUUUGAUUGCCAUUUAUACAUUAAAAUGUUUCAUUUACAUAUAAUCAAUAGUACAAAGCGGGUUCGAAAACGUCAAUUUUAUAUGGUAAUUAUUUCCUGAAUACCAUUACGUAUUUUAAUUAUUAGAAUUGUAUAUAUGACACCUAACUCCAAUCUGAAUAAGUGCUAAAAAAUAGGUUGAAAAAAAGAGUAAAACCCUUUUAAAAGAAAUUUUUGUAGUCUGUAACAAUCAAUUGAAUUUUAUAAAUGGGUACGGGUGAUUAAAAUAUUAAAACUGUAUUUGCAUUACAUAAACAUGCGCUAAACUUUAUAACUCUUACUUUUUCUGAGAUCUCAAUGGUGAGCAUCGAAUUUGAGACACGCUGUAGACGCACGCUCUCCUAAUUGAUAAAAAAAACUCAGAAGUUUCUUUUUAGCAUCUGAUUGGCCUAAACUCAAUUACCAUCUAAUUGUUAUUUAAAAACAAAAUAAAUUUAUUCCUUUACACCUUGUAUACGUAAUAAUAUACCUCAGUGUUUAAAACGGGUGCCGAUUUGGAAAAAAAACUAUUAAGAUGCCUGCCAGUAUCUCAUAUCUUUUGGUGUAUACGGAUUUAUUUGGAAAAAAAAACUUCUUCGUUACUUCUAUUAUACCUUCUACAUAAAUAUACGUAAACCGAACGAAGCGACAAAUAAAAUCGUUUCGCUGCCAUAUAAGAACCAAAAAAAUUCAAUCGUUGUCCACACUUUAUAUCUAAGUUACUUUUCUCGAUGUAUACGCAAUUUUAAAGUUACUGCUAAAAAUGUUUAUAUAAAUGAUAAUGUGCUCAUACAGUAUUAUAAUGGUGUAUAAUAAUAGUAAAUAUAGCAGGUGAUUUUAUUCUCUUUACUUCUUUUAAUAUUAUAAAACGAUCAUUCUAAGAGGAUAAGAAUCAGAGAAUAAUGCUGGGUUCACGUAGCAAAAUAAAAUGACAAGUUUGGUUCACUAAUAAAAGUGUUGGUUUUGAGCAUGGGCAAGUAGGUUAUUAUCAUUUUAUUUACAGAAAAAACUAUUAAACAUCAUUCUGAUAAAUAACUAUAAAAAUGUUAAGUAAUUGAAGGGUGGAAAAGCUAGAGAGCCUAAGUGCCAAAAACAUAAUUUUACAGGAGAGCGUGUUUUAAUUUGUGGUACUUAGGUCGCCUAGCUUUGACGUGCUGAGAAGGUUUUAAAUUGGAGGGCCUAAGUACCGUGUUAUUAUUAUUGGGUAUUUUAAACAACGGAUUGUGAACAAAACUAAAAAACUUUAUUUCUCGAAAAUUUUAGUUAAAAAAUAACAUUCUGUAUUAAUACAAAGAAAAGAACCAAAACUUAAAAUAAAUGAACAAAUUAAACUAGUUUGGAAGACAUCUGUAGAAUUCCUUAUAUUCUUCUUUACCAAGAUACGGUACCAUCUCCAAUAAAUUUUUCCUUUUAUCUUGGUUUAUUACUACUCCUUUAGGUUUUUCCAGGAAUGUUACUUCUUUUAAGUGUUGAAAUGUCUUUCCUUUUUUAAAUAUUUUAAUUUUAUAUCAGUUUUCGCAUGUGCCAUUUGACGUUUUCAUUUCAAUAUAUCCUUCCCGUAAAAGACUGUCAGAAAUUCUAAUUCCUGUGGCUUUAGAAAUGUUCAUAUUUUUGGUAUUUACAAGUGUAUCAGUUGUUUGCUGAAUUUUAAAAAAGUGCCCAACUGAAUCCAUAUCUAUGGGUUCCAUAUCUAUGGGUCCGACUUCAAAUGGGUUAUGGUAUCUCGCCGUUUUUACAAUAUCGAGUAAUUCUGAGGGGAUAAAAGCUUUUGAAUUUCGUUUUCUUUUCUCUAUUACAGCGAAAUCUCGAUCACAGCUGAGAAAGCUGUGUCCACUGAUAAGAAAUUUGUGAGUAAUUUCUUUAAAUUGGCCAUGAGCUACAAGCCAAAUUAGCAAAAACAGCAUCAUGCGAUUUUUAUUCUGGCCAGUACAGUUAUCUUACCAGAUGAUUAACCGUUCCUUGUAGCAGAAAGUAUUAGGUUCGUUGAGUACUGUAAGAAGACAGGAGGCAAUUUCGUCACCACCUCUGGAAGCUGUGGCCUCAUGCCACAUACACAUGUAGGCCUUAUUAAUAUUGCUAAUGUGUACUGCCAAGUUAUAACACGAAAGCUGUCUUUUAUAAAACAUGUCACUAUGGGUUAAUGUUGGAACGAACAUAACCUGUUGCAAGUCUAUAAAAAUGACAGUAAACUGACUAGAUGGCAAGGUUGAAUUAGAAACAUCAUUAUGCAUAUCUGCAAGAGCAGCUUUGUAUUUGCUAUGAUGCAAAGCUAAUUUCGUUUUGGCCUCAGAACUUUCGGAGUUAUUCAAAUUAAUAGAACAUGCCAAAAAAUCGCACGUCUUGCAUGUGUCGGUCCUUGGUCGAUGAAACGACAGAUUGGGGAACUUUGUCUUAAAUAUUCGACUAUAAUAUUUGUAUGUAACCACGGAAUUUGGAUAUUUAUCUUUGAAUGCAUGAAAAAGCCGGUUGAUGUUAAGAUCCGGACUAAGGUACUUUUUAGAAGACUGACUUCUUCCAUAAUGACUCUCCUCUGCCGGAAUUGAGUUUAUAUGAUUUAUAACAGAUAACUCAUCCCUUUCAGUAAACUUUAGGUUUUUUACUCCCCUUUUUUCUUUAAAGAUGUAUUCCCCAUUUUGCUUUCUUAAAACAAGAUUGUGUACUCUCUUGUCGGACAAAGCGAAUGUGUUACAAAAUGUUUUUUUACAUACGUGAAGUAAUUUUCCUGCUUUAUCUGGAAUCUGGUAAUAAACUGAACAUUGCCUUCGACUCGCAGCUGGCGUGUCAUAGUGGCCAUGACGCCUUCUUUGAAUUUCGGCUAUUUGUAUGAUUCCCAUUAGGUAGGUUCCUUGGUUUUUUUCAUCAAGUGAACAGAAAUCUUGGUGAAGCUUUAACCUUUGUUCAAAGGAAAGCACGCGGCAACUGUACUUGCAUUUACAAGUUACCUACAAAAAAACAACCUUAAGUAUCCAAUGAAAUGUAUUAAUCAAUUAUUUUAAGAUCAUUUAAAUCAACAAAAACAAUACUGAUGUCAAAACUAGGUAGGUACCUAAUACAAAGAAUUGGUAAUUUGGUCAAUAAAAUUAAGCCAUUUAAAGUUAACUAAAAAGUUUUUGUGCGAAUUACUCUCUUAUAAACAAAAAUGCUCAAUCAUUUUAUACCAAAAGCAUCUACACCAUGUUGUACCUACCUAUAAAGUUAAGAGGCGUGGUUUUUAACCAAGCAACAUGCUGGUCGUGAAACGUUAUUGAUAUUUCCGCGUUAAAUUAUUAUUGGAAGCAAUUUGACAUAACCAUAAACUUACCAUUUCCGCUGGCAAUGAUUUUGCAGGCCGCAAUCUGCCACUUUUAGUUUGAUAUUCGUUUCCACUGACUCUUCUUUUAUUCCUGUCAUUUUUCUUAUUUAUUUUAACCUCCAUUUGCACGUUUUCUUCCAUGGCAAUAAAAAUUUAACGCAAACACGUUCGAAGCAGAAAGUAAACUGACAAAUAAAUAAUAAGGAACAAUGCGACAGGCGCCGCUGUUGGCACUUAGGCCCACAAGCUCGACCUGCCUUUCUGGAGAUAGGUCCUACGUUUAUGUCAUGCGUGUUUACUGGCGCUUUCAAUGGUUAUAUGGACUUAGGUCGCUUAUAGGACAUCCAUCCCAGUAAAUAGGUCUGUUUUUUGCAAAAAUGUUAAUACUAAAAUUUUUGGCACUUAGGCUCUCUAGCUUUUCCACCCUUCAAUUAUGUUCUUAUAAUUUUCAAUUACGGUAGCUGUGAGAUGAAUAAUUUGUUAGACAUUCUAUUGCGUUUCCUGCUAACAGAAUUCAACAUUUUUUCGGGCUCUAGCAUUGAAAAAUACCGUAUUCGUUAAUAAUCACAUUUCUGACAAGAUAAUCAUUUGUUAAAAUUAAUUAAAAUAACGUUAUCAAUUAUAUUUUCAAGAAAAAGUAUUUAUAAUUAUUUAUAAUACAGGCAGUAUUCACUCUUGUCCGAGCAUAUAUUGUUUUCAUAGUGUCCGAAUUAUAGAGACAAAUUCAGUUUGUACCAAUUUAUUGACACUAGUAAAAAGAAUUAAGUACAGAGUAUGUACAGGGUGGCCAUUUUGUUAGAGGCCUAUACCUUUUUUCCCAGAAUCUGCAGGUUUGAAAAAAACUAAGGGCAAAGCUUUUUAGCUUUAAAAGAAGUAUUAUUUUAUUACAUUUUUGUACAGGGUCCGGCAAAAUGAUCUCCCACAUUUUGAUUUUUAAUAAAAACGCCAAUGUAAAUGCUAUUUAUAUUUUAUUAACUAAAAAUAUAUGGUAUGCCAGUUUGUUUUUAUUAGGUUUUGAAAAUUACAGAGUCCAAGUGGCGACCAUUUCUUUCGACACACAUUCGAAGCUGAUUUCUGAAAGUUUCCAUUACUCGAGCAGUAAUUUGAGGCGAUAUUCCUGUAAUUUCUUGGCGUAUUGCUGCUUUCAAUUCGUCAAUGGUUCGGGGAUGAUGUUGAAAAACCUUCUCUUUCAGGUAGCCCCAAAGGAAAAAGUCGCAUGGGGCAAGAUCGGGUGAACGCGCAGGCCACCCAACGUCUCCACGUAACGAGAUUACGCGUUCUGGAAACAUUUCCCUCAACAGGUCCUUUGUCCUUCUUGCCGUAUGAGCUGCAGCCCCAUCCUGUUGAAACCACACAUCGAGAUGUUCAAGUUCCCUAAGUUUUGGUUCCAAAAAAUUACGUAGCAUGUCGACAUAUCGAUCAGCAGUUACGGUAACGUUACGUUACCCAAACUGAUUUUGACUACAGUGGCGAUUUAUAUUUUUCUCAAUAGAUAUCAUAUGUUAGCCCUGAUAAAUCCUCCUAACCGUAGAAAAUCCAAAUUAUCUGAAGUAUAACAGGUGUCCGGAGUAUUAAGAAGUAAUAGAUUUUAACAUAAACUAAUCCCAAUAAGUUAAAAGUGAUCGACUCUUAUUUUCAGAUUUAAUUUUUGUUUUGGUUAAUCCUACAUGAACCUUAUGAAGAAUACCUUGAACUGUCGUAUUUUAUUUUGUACGUGACCCAACAUAAAAUGACAAUUGAAAUUUGGUUUGUUCAGUGACUUUGUUGCGAUCAAUCGAAUAGGGAUAAAUAUAAAUAUACUUGUCAAAUUAUUAAAAAGAAAUUAGGGUUAAGACUGUAUUUUUAAACAUUAGCGAUCAUCUCAAAAGAUAUCUCUUAUUGUUUAGAUUUAAGUUGCAAAGUAUACGUAAACCUCACUACGUUGUGAUUGUAAAAAUAAUUAAUUGUAUACGAUAUAAAUAGUACAAAUGCCAUUGUCUUUACAUUCCCAUAUACCUCUUAGUUUAAUUGUUAUCUUCGAGAUAUCUUUUGGGGUGUGCAGUGAAGUAUACUAACUUGGAACUUAUAUACGUAAAAACAGCAUUACAAUAAAUAGGUUUAGGUAUUUUAAAAUUAUAUUAUAUUAUGUGAAAUUUCCAUCCAAAAUGUUUUUUUUUAUUGUUUAUUUCAAGAAACUUAACAGUUUUCUUAAGGAAUAACAUUGAUAAUGUUUUAUCUUCCAGUAUACGUAAUAAUCAAAAGUUACUCAAAUGUGAAUGUACAUGAAUAUGAAGCCCUCUACCUUUUUUUGGCAUAUAAAAAUAUUAUUAGUAAAAAGUACAUUCUAUUUAGUGAGUUUUGGUAAAUGAAAGUUUCUAACUUUGUGACUAUAAUUGUACAUAGAUGUUGUGUUAAGGAUGCUAAAUGUAGCGUAAGUAACAGUUUUUUUUUUAAAUUUGUUUUAAGGUAAAAUUGGGUGUUAAACCCAAAUUCGAAAUGUUAAUUCGAUUAUUUUGCAAUAUUAAUUUUUUUACAGAAUGUCUGGACAUGGGUUUUAAACAUUCUGUAAAAUAUUUUCUUCAGAAGCAAUAUUAAAGGCUUUUUGUAUAAUAUAAUGAGGUAAAAAUUAAUUUUUGUGUUCCGUCGAUUCACAUUUAUUUGCUAUGUCAGUCUGUGAUAUAUAUUAUGAAAAAUGCGCUCGUGUCUCAGUAAUAAUUCCAAAAAACGUAAACUACUGUACUUUAGGUUAGGUUUCUUUAGGACCUUUUUGAAGAUUAUCUUUUAAUUAAGCUUUUGAAAUUAAACAAUAUAGUACAUGUCUCUAUCUUGAAAUAGAAUAUACAGCAGUAAAUAGCGAAAAAUGUUAAUUUGCAUCGUCAAAAAAAUACGACCGAGAGACAGUGCGUUCUAUUUCACUACAGAAGAUUAAUUAUUAAAUGAUCUUCUUGAUUCAACUCAGUAAACAAGGCAUAAUCUUUUUUUAAAAAAGGAAAUUUAAUGAAAAAAGCCGAGGAUGUAAAAUCGUAUAAAAAAGUUCUUCUUAAGCAAUUGUGGCAGCCAAAAACCUUAAUUUUAAUUUUUUUAUAAAUUGUUUCGUAGUAUGUGAUACCAAGUUUUUUCAUAAUUUGUAGUCUUCUUCCAGAUAUUUUACUUCUUUCUAAAUCAAGUGAGUUUAGAUCUUUGUAUAAUCGCCACCUCCUCUCAACCAGAGUCGAGAUACAUCUGCUAAUGUUACGGCAAUAUUAAGGAAAACACUCGACAUAUGUCAGUUUCUAUUUUAUUAUCAACAUUAAUCAAAAUAUAUCAUUGGAAUCUUUGCAGUGAGCUCAACUCAAGAUCCGUGCGUACUUAUAUGAUGUACAAACUUUAGAUAAGGUCACAACUUUUAAACCCAUUGUAAACACAUAUGUUUGUCCCAGCUGGAAUAAGGCUUUUUUUUCUCGAAAAUCGUUGGAAAAACAUGUUAUAGAAAGCAGCCUUUGAUUCAUUUAUUGGCAUCAAAACUCUAAUUUUCUCUUCUUGGUCUGUUGAGCAGUAAUGGGACUCCAAAAAAAAAAGAUUUUAAAAAUUACAAUAGACUUUUACAGGCUUCAAGACUUUUACAGGCAUCUUCAAAGUUCUUUGAUCAAAAAGUGGUGGGAAGAAGUCAGAUUUCUAUUUUGAACAAUAAGAGAGCGCGAAUGUGUAUCGACCUAUAGCCCCGCUGUUGAACAUCGUACUUCAAAUCACUAAACUUUGAAGUUGAAAACUACUAUGUUUUCUUUCGUUUAAUCCUGUCAUGGUUCUUUUCUUUUUCGUUGUCUUUUAACUAAUUGCUGUUUCUUUUAGUAGAAAUUUAUAAUUUUGCAGUACCUAGUGUGUGGCAAGUAAUAAGAUGAAUAAGAUGAAGGAAUCUAAAUCUGUAGAUUUUACGAGAACAGCUGUUUCUAAUUUAUUCUAUUUAUCUUAUUCUAAUGUAGGGUUCGUUGAAGUUAUCAACUAGGGAAACAGUAAUAUAAUUUCUUGAUAAUUAUUAGAGUUUAGCACAUUUUCGUUAAUAGAAGUGAAUAUAUUGGUUAACCGUUAGGGGAACUACAAAAUUGAAUUUCACAUUUUAAACAAAAAUAGUGCUUUCACUUAAAUAAUAAUCUUAAGUAAUAUUUUUGAUUUAACUGGUGUAUUUCUUGUGCUUACCUAUUUAAGAAAGACACUAUUUAAUAAAAAAAUGUGAUAAAAUAUCACACCUGAUAUUUUACAAAAUACUAUGACACCGUCUUCCUGUGGUAUUGGUAGGGUGGUCGAAUAACCUACAAUAUGGAGCUUUAACGAAUAAUUUUAUAUUGUCCUAGCUGAUCUCUGGUAUGACAAUGACCAAUGCAUUUUUUUCCACUAAUAUAAAUCGUCUAUCGGCACAAUAUGCAAUUUAUCGUAUUUAUAACAAUUCUUUUUUACAAUAACGAAAAAAAUACAUAAAUAUAUAAUUUUGUAUUUUUUUUCUUAAAUGUAAAAAUUACUUUCUUUGUUGGUGUAAAAGAACAAAUAAAAAAUUUUUUUCAUAUUAAUCCCAUAUUUUUCUCGCUCCAAUAAACAUUGACUGCAUGUAAUUUUGAUAUUAAUCUUUAAAUAAGAAUUUACAGUUUGAUAUUGUCAAAAAUCAAGAAAAGCACACCCUAUCGAAUUUAAAAGAUUGACAUAUAUCUACAAACUUAUAAAAAAUCCGCUUAACUGUAUUGACAAAGUAGAUUUGCCCGAGAUGUUAUUUUCAUAAAAAUUCACGUUUAUUGUCAAAAAGUUGAAAUUGACGGUUUAGGUAACCAAAUUUUCUGCCUCAUGAAAACCCCGUUUUUAGUCAAAGUAGACUUAGUCAAACAGUAGCGUCCCGUCUAGUUUAGAUAAAAUUAGAAUUAGAAAUUAAAUUGAAUGUAAAAUGGUCCACUUUCUGUGUCAUAUAUUUUCUUUAAACCAAAAGGAUUGACAUUAAAUAACAAAGAGUUGACCUUGAAAAAUCUUUCUAAAUUGCAACAAGGCGUUCCUCUUAAUUGUACCCUAUCAUAACUAUAUUUCAUCAAUUACGAAUAAUCGCGAAAAUUACAGACUUGCGUCUUCAAAUUUUAGUUUUUUUGUACUAUCUCUUUAGAAUGAGUUUAGUCCGGAUGUUUCCAUCAUCUUGAACUGCAAUUUUCCCUUUGAAACAUCAACUUUCAAACUCUUUUUAUACAGCUAAAAUCCCGAAAAUAAACGAAAAAAAAACAGAUUUUUGUAAAAGUCAGAUCUACAUUUUAUACUGAUGAUACAUUGAAAUUAGUUCCUAAUAAAUAUAUGUACAGGGUCUUUCCUCAUAUAUUGACCCCCUCUCUACAGGGUUUUGGUGGAAAGUAAACAAAAAAAAUUUAAACGGAACUUUUGAGGUUUGACUUUAAGUUUUUGAAUCCGAUGUCAAUCUUUUUCUUUUAGAAAUGUCAAAUUUUCACAGAUGGUCAGUUUUUUUUCUUAUGUAACAUCCAAUAUAUGACCUCAUGGUUAAAAAGAGCCGAAUUUCUGAUUUAAAUAUAUAUAGUUUAGCUACUUUUAAUUAAACCGUUUUGGAAAUAUUGGUCUCCAAAUUUUAAAAAAAUAACAUAUUGAAGAUCUUGGUACGCUGUCUAUUGUUAGUGUUUGAUCUUUAUUAGAAAACAAAUGAGGUGGUCAGUGGAAAAGUGGUAUAACAUUGACAUGAUUUUGAGUAAUCUAAGGUCAAAGUUAAUGGCUAAUAGUAAAAUCCUAGUAAAAGUAAAUCCAAGAAUGGUUACGUAUAUCUAUUUGAAAAAUUCUAAUGUUUUCUGGACUUAUAUAUCCGGGUUUUAAAAAUAUUGUAUUUUUCUAAAAAACUUAGUUUUUCUCACUUGUACCAUUUUGCCAUACAUGAUGAUUUGGGGUAAAAGAAGUAUAAGUGACAUAAAAGAUACUUUAUUUAAACAUUCUGAAACAAAGAAGUGAAAAAAAAAAGUAUAAUGAAUACAGUUUGUCUUAUCUAAUCUUCAUCAGAUUCUAAAAUAAUCCUGUCACUUUCAUCUACUAUAUCUUCGUCGCUGUCACGUCGCUCUUCUGUACUGCCAGCACCUGCUUUGAUUUUCUUUUUAGGUGCCGUUUCUUGCCUGCUCCGUUUUUGACUUUUUGAAUCUUCAUGUGCCAAAUUCUUGUAAAAAUUGUGGUAUACCGGAGGUACAAACUGCAACAGCUCUUGAAGAUUUGCAUAAAAUUCAAAAUCGCAAGCAGAUGCUUCAUAAAAUUCAAUUAUUGCACUUAGAGUGUCUUUAAAUUUCAUUGUAAAUGGUUGAUCUUUUUCAAGUCUUAUCCAUCUAAUUUGUCUCCAGGUAAUCUUCCUUUUUUCCUUGUCAUUGCGAAUAAUGGUAGUUAUACCUUCAAGCUCUGAAAAGCAGAAAAAGUCAGCCGAUGUCAUUUGUGUUACAGAGAAUUUCUUGCAACUCUCUUUAAUGGCUUUAUUCCAUUCAGUAGGUACAUAUACGUACUGAGCGUGGCGCUUGUGCUUCUCAAUUAAUGCAGUCUUCAUCGCACUCCAUAUAAGUGUGCCCCGGCUCUAAGAAUUUAUGGUCCACAGAUUGUAUGACAAAAUUUUGAACAACGUACAUCCAAAAUUUUAAUACAUUCUUAUUCUUAUUUUGGCCCCCGUAGGGCUGAAGGCUAUAAUAUUUUUUGUCGUCUUUGGCAGUUGCUUAACAAACUUCAAUAAACAAGACGCAACCUCGGAAGAUCCGCUACAAGCGAUGCUUUCGUCCCAUGUAUACAUAAAAGCCUUAUUACUGCCAAGGUCGUGGACAGCAAAAUUGUAAGUCCAUAGAGUUCUCAGGUAAUAUACUUUAUUCGUCGUUAAACGAGGUAGUGUUUUUUGAAGGUCGAAGCAAAUGGCCACAGUUUCACCUGCAGACUCUUGAGCAAGCUUCUUCGCCCGUCUUUUUUCUUCCUGUGCAUUCUCUGCUUUGCAUUGAUGAACGUUUUUUUUCUAUUUGUACCUUCCUUCUCUGUUCCUCAUCUCCAGAUUUCAGUAAAAUAUCAAAACUGUCGCAUUUAUUGCAUGUAUCAGUGUGCGAUUGAUGAAAUGGGAGAUUAAAUUCCGUGUUUAUCACGAUAAAGCCACUCUUUAACAGGACGUUUCUCUUGUUCUUCACAAAACUGCAAAUAGCAUUUGUACAUUUAGGUAAGAAGACAGGUAUUUUUUAUUGGGGUUAUCCUUUCUACAAUAGUAACUUGUAUAUCUUGGAAAUCGGUUCAUAUGAUCUUUGACCGAAUCGCGGUUUUCGUCUAAAUUCUACUAGAAUUUGGCGCCUUUCCUCUUCCAUCAAGUGUGACAAACCCGACAUCUGUCUUUUUGUUAACAACUCGUGAGUACCUUCCGUUACUUAUUUUUAACGUUUUUAAAAAGAAAACCUUGCAAACCCUUUGAUUCUUCAAGGUCACACUAACAGAUUUGAACUUAUAUAAUGCAAUAUUGCAUUAGUUUUCUUUCUCAGGGGAGUUUCAAUUUUAACGCAAGACAAGAUAAAUGCAGUCUGUAAAUCCCAACUACCCAGUUCUCAAAAACCGUUAAAAAUUCGCCGUGCGUCUACUUCAGAGAUGUUAUAUACACUUGCAUCGACAAUCGUGGAAAAGGAGGUAAAAUUUUUAGCACCUUUGGGGCUGAUUCCGAUGUCCCACGUAUGCUUUGCCGCUAUUCCGCAACUUUUUUCGCACUUGCUUCUUAUGGCCUUCUAACUCUCUUCUUUCCUUUAUUUUUUAUACCUUCAAUAGUUGGACUGUUUGUGUGGCUCAGUGCUGUCAAUGGCAAAUCGCCACUGUCCUCAGAACCUCUAUCGCUUGAAUCAUUACCAGGAAAAUAUGUUUUGUCACCAUCAGAAUCGUCAAACUCUGAAAGUAAAGUUAGAAAUUAAUAGUUUUAUUUUACGAUUUGAAAUUUGGAUCUGUCUACUGUUAGGGAUAAAUCCCUGGGAUUCGAACCCAUCGAAUUUUUAGAAUGCAAGUCUAACAUUUUACCCAAAACACCGUUUCACUUCAAACGAGGUUGCAGGCAAACAAAGUUUUUUAAACCGUAUACAUGCUGCUGUAAGGGCAGACACUUCCUUUAAAUUUACAACUUCGAACUUUACCUUUAACACUUGGACCUUAUCGGUUUCUUAAUACUGAUAAUGGCAAAUCGUCACUGUCUUGAGUAUUCCCAUUGUUAGAUUUUCUAUCAGGAAAAUUUGUUUUGGAAGUACCCAGGCUCGUUAAAAAUCGAAAACUCUUAAAGUAAGGUUAGAAAUUAAUUUCGGCAAUUUUAAAUUUUUACACGAACAUGUGAUGGUUACAAAUUAGUUAAUAAAACAAACUUACCAUUCUCCAUUUAGUAGAAAAUACGAAGAAUAUUAUUUGAAAGUCACUUUAGUUACUGGCAAAACACUAGAACGUAUUCAAAUAUGCAAGCACUGUUUACUAAUUUAGUAAAUAGAAAAAUGGUAUAAGUGCACUUGUACUACUUUUUCCCAAACGAAAAGACCGUUUAAGAGUUGAGCUUCAGCUAGUAAUUCAUAGAUGGUGCUAGAAUGUUGAAAUAGAACUUGUACCAGUAUACAGUAGUGCACUUAUCUCCAAUUAUGGAAAAAUGUUACUUAUACCACUUUUCCACUGACCCCCCUCAAAUUAUUCAGAAGACAUUAUCAUUUUGCCGUUUUAUAAGAUAAAUGAAUUAAGUAGAAUCAAUAAAACCUUAAGAUUUAAUAUUUAUUAAGCGAUAUUUAGUAUUUAACUGCUCUAUAUGACCACCACCAUGACUAAUAAUACAAUUUAUAUAAUCUUGUUAAAUUUUUUGUAUCAUAUUAAUUAUAAAUUGUUUGAUUUUUGGUAAAUAUAAUUUAUAAUAGGAUUAUUUGUUUCCUAGGAAAUGUCAAACAAUAACAAUGCACCGCCUACCAAGAUCGUCAAUAUUUAAAUGUUUAGAGCCCAAUAUUUCCAAAACGGUUUUAUUAAUAGUAGUUAAACCAAUAUUUAAAAUCAGAAAAUUCCUCUCUUUUUACCUAUAAAGUUACCAGAAGAAAAAAUUGACCAUCUGUCCAAAUUUGACAUAAAAAAGAGAAUAAGCAAUUUUGACAUUGGAUUCAAAAAUUUAAAGUAAAACCCCAAAAUUUUUGUAUACAUUUUUCUUAUUUUCUUUUCACCUAAUCCCUAUAGAGGGGUGGUCCAUAUAUGGAAAAAAACUCUUUACACACUACUUCUAAAAUUAACAAUAAAACUAAUUUAAUUUUUGUACUCGUCCCGAACUAAUUCUUCAAACGGGUCCUAAAAAUCCAACGCUUGUAAAAUAUUAUUUUAAGUUAUGUAGAACCGUAGCUUCCUGUAAGUAUACGCUACAAGAAUACUCAGUUUUUAGGUGUUACGGAAAUAUACCCAUUUUAAAGAUAUACGAGUAACUAUGUCAAAAAUAAAUUAGGUUAUGAUAAUAUUGAUAAUAUAUUUUUCGGCUUUGAAGUUACUAUAGUGGAAAAUAAUAAAAA
Anthonomus grandis grandis is the source of this 15070-nucleotide messenger RNA. Its product is annotated as homeobox protein Meis3-like. The record is from RefSeq and is a predicted model, not a curated record. Gene Ontology annotation, biological process: regulation of transcription by RNA polymerase II. NCBI's taxonomy places the organism in Eukaryota, Metazoa, Arthropoda, Insecta, Coleoptera, Curculionidae. The transcript is spliced from 10 exons. Gene Ontology annotation, molecular function: DNA-binding transcription factor activity, RNA polymerase II-specific; RNA polymerase II cis-regulatory region sequence-specific DNA binding. The coding region runs from base 350 to 1774 and encodes 474 amino acids.